Molecule: messenger RNA, 275 nt
Organism: Staurois parvus
Lineage: Eukaryota; Metazoa; Chordata; Amphibia; Anura; Ranidae
Source: the annotation of a GenBank genome assembly
UUGAAGAAUAUACAGUAUUUUAUGCUGGUGUCAGAAUUGGUGCAGUACCUCUUUUGUGGUAGAAUAUCCACAAAGGUGUCAGUAAUUGGUGGCCAGGGGCAGACUGACCAUUUGGAAACUCGGGCCCUGCCCGAGGGCCCGGGGUCAGUAGGGGGCCCCAUGAGAUUCCCCUGGUGCCUUUUUCAUAGGCUUUUUUGAGUUUGGGCAAGGACACAGGGGCCCCAUGAUCCCCUAUUGCCGGGGGGCCCCAUGAGUUGUCAGUCUGCCCCUGGCUA